UUAUCCCCUCGGUUUACUUGACUUGCAGCUUUUCCCUCCCCAAGCCCAACGGAUACCUUCAUUUUUCAUCCAGUUUUCUUCACAUUCCCCUCUGAAACAAUCCCUUUUUCUAAACCCAUUUCCAGAUAUCUGUGUUCAUAUCCAGCUUUGUUUUUCAGGGUUUAUCAUGUUAUGAGGACAUGUAAUUGGCCGAUGAAAAGGUUGCUGCUGAUGAUUUCACUAAAUGUGGCGUAUUCUACUGGAGAGCUGGGGAUUGGACGUUUUACUGGUCGUAUUGUGUACAGAAAGGCUGAAGAUAUGGAUUACCACCUGGUUUGCUUACCUGUUCUUGCACAUUCCAUUCAUAAAGCUCCUCUUCUUUUGUGCAGGUUUGAUUUUGGCUUCAUGGUUUUUGUCCCUUGGGCAAUUUGGGUCAGCAAUGCUGAAGUUUCAUGUGUGGGAUUAGUUUCAGUAGCAGUCUUCAUGCUCGUCAUGCCUCUCUUCAAAGCUACUGGGGGUGUGUUGCCUCAAAUGGCACCACCUAACAUUCCGUCUUCAGCAUUGAGCAAAUGCUGGCAGCAGAUUACUUCUGGUGAAGAUCUUACGGAAGUUUCCCAAGUCAACUUUUGGGAACUAGUACCUGGUCAUGCCAUUGGCUCAAUUUCACUACUGGUCCGAGGUGCCCAACCUCGGACGUAUGACAGCAGUUCCUUUACAACCGAAGUGAAGAGUAACUCCAGAGCUUCCCGCUCGAACAGCUGCACAGCAGUAGCCUCGAUUAUUGCUGACUUAAGCAUCGGAGUGUCUACCUCGAGGAUCCACCUCGGGGCUUUGCAGGUCGAUCCAGAGUGCAGAUACGAACUGAAGAAGGACUUCUGGUUUGGUGCAGUUACAUUUUGGCGCCAUCUAUGGGAAUCUGAACUAAAGGCUCCUUUGUUGCUCUUAUCAUGGUUAAAACUAGAAGGAGAAGACGAAAAUCAACCACACAAUUCGGUUCACAACUCAGCCUCUACUGCUAACCAAGGCGUAGUUGCAACUCAGCUCGUUGCCAUGCAACAGCAGUUUGGUGUCUUUCAGUUAGUACUGGCACAGCUAUUAGCCCGGAAUAAUCCUAGUGAUCCACUCAUCAACCUACUUAAUCCUCCUCCACAACCUCCAGCCCCACCACAAAAUCCUGAACCAGUUCAACAUGCUCCCGCUAUUAGUGAAUCUCAGGGCCAAUCUCACAUUGCACCAGCUCAGCAACCCCCUCAUGAUGAUGUCACUCGACAUCUAGAUAGCUUAGAAAAGCUAGUGGUUGAACAGCGAGGUGUCCCACCUCCACACCCUACUGCUGACUCCGUACCCCACCCUCUCAACACCAAUAUUGUACUAGAACCCUAUCCCGCUGGCUUCAGAAUACCGCAGCUUGAAACUUAUGAUGGGACGAAGGACCCCGAUGAUCAUCUACAUGCUUUCUACUCUUGCAUGCAGGCCCAGAAUGCCUCUGAUGCGUUGAUGUGCAAAAUCUUUCCUUCUACCCUCCGAGGUAAUGCUCGAACUUGGUACUACAGUCUGCCUCCGAGGUCAAUCAACUCUUACAUAGAAAUGGCAUCUGCUUUUGCCACAAAGUUUUCCAGUAGAAGGUUGAUCAGGAAAACCACUUCUGAGUUGAUGCGAGUUAAGCAGAGGGACGGAGAGUCUUUGAAGAAUUUCAUGAGCAGAUUCAAUGAUGCAGUGCUGGAGGUUAACUCUUUCGACCAAGCUGUAGGAAUUACAGCUGUGAUCUCAGGUCUUAGCCAUGAGAGAUUCCGAGAUAGUCUGCUCAAACAUCCUGCCAACACCUUCAGCGAAGUAAAUGAUAGAUCGUUGAAAUUCAUAACUGCGGAGGAAUAUGCCCUGUCGCAGAAUAUAACUCCUAUUAAGAACCAACACCCAGACUGGAGAGAUGAGAAUCCGAACAGGAAACGGAUGAAGACAACACAGAACCGAGGUCCGAUGUCGACUUUCACCCUGAGAUUCGGAAGGACAAACUCAGCACCUCCGCAACAACCUGCAGGUAAACCUCCUAUUAAUUGGACUCCUUUUAAUUUACCGAGGUCACAAAUCUUCAUGCAGAUUAAGAAUAAGAUGGACUUAAGACGUCCGGAUCCAAUGAGAACUGCUGCUGCUACCAGAGACCAUACCAGGUAUUGUGAUUUUCAUCCAGAUCACGAUCAUACAACAAAACAAUGCAAUAGUCUGAGGUCCGAGCUGGAAAGUCUGGCACAGAAAGGAAUGUUGAAUGAGUACAUCCAGAGAGUUGAACAGCCACGGUUUGUCAGGGAACAAGGGACACAGCAUCAAGGAGUCCGCAAUCCCCCAAACAGGCAAGAUGUGGGAUAUCAGCAGGCCCCACCCCCACUCCCACCACCAGCUAGAGUCAUACACAUGAUUACGGGAGGUCUCGAAGCCGGUGGACUGAGCUCUAAGCAGCAAAAGCUGUAUGUCAAAGAGCGUGUCCUUGUUGACACAGGGAGUGCACCAGACAUCAUGUACUUCCAUUGUUUUGGGAGUCUUGGGUUAGAUCCAGUUCUGUUGCAACGGUAUGAUGGUCCCAUCUACGGGUUCAACAACCAACCAGUUCCAGUUGAAGGAGUCCUCACCAUGAAUGUUGCAUUUGGAAGUGGCCGAAGUUAUGUGACCCCUUCAGUCAGGUUUCUGGUAGUCAAGAUGGCAUCCUCAUUCAAUGUCGUCAUUGGUCGACCCACACUGACUGAAAUCCGAGUUGUGGUUUCCCAAUCUCACCUAUGCAUGAAGUUCCCAACUCCUACGGGAAUAGCAACGCUGCAAGGCAACCAAGAGGUGGCCCGACAUUGCUAUAUCACCUCGGUAACACAACCUCAAAAGGGCAAGGCCCAGACACCCGAGAUUAAUCCCAAACGGAUUCCUAAUGAUCGGCAAGUUAUGGGUGUUGCAAUAGUAGAUAACCGACCAGAAAAUGAAACCAGAGCUGCUCCAGUCAAAGAUGUGGAGGAGGUACAGAUUGAUGACAAAGAUCCGAGCCGGAAAACGCAAAUUGGGACUAAAUUGAACCCGGAGGAAAGAGCAGAGCUAAUAGCUUUUCUUCAGGCCAAUAAGGAUGUUUUUGCAUGGACUUCAGCAGAUAUGCCGGGAAUUCCCACUUCAGUUUUUCAACAUAAACUCAGCACCAAUCCCCUCAAGAAACCAGUAGCCCAAAAGCGACGCCUCUUCGGGGGGGAAAGGUUAAAGGUUAUUAAAGAAGAGGUCGAGAAACUCCUACAAGCCGGCUUUAUUAGAAGGGUAGAUUACUGUGAGUGGGUCGCCAAUCCGGUGUUGGUGAAAAAAGCAAACGGUAAAUGGCGGAUGUGCAUCGAUUACACUAACCUCGACGAUGCAUGUCCAAAGGACUGUUAUCCAAUGCCAAACAUUGAUAAGCUGGUUGAGGCAGCUUCGGGAAAUGAGAGAUUAAGUCUCUUGGAUGCAUGCUCAGGCUACCACCAGGUCCCAAUGGCUCUUGAGGAUGAAGAAAAAACCUCGUUCUAUGCUGGCGAUGAGAUUUAUUGCUAUGUAAUGAUGCCCUUCGGCUUGAAGAACGCAGGUGCCACUUACCAAAAGAUGGUUACCAUCGUAUUCCGAGCUCAGAUAGGACGGAAUCUGGAAGUUUAUGUUGAUGAUAUAGUGGUAAAGAGUUUGAAAGCUGACGAUCACUUAACCGACCUUGAGGAGACAUUCAACAAUCUCAGACAGAAUAGAAUGAGGUUAAACCCAGCCAAAUGCAUCUUUGGUGUGGAGUUUGGAAAAUUCCUGGGUUUCAUGGUUUCCCAGAGAGGGAUUGAGGUCAACCCAGAGAAGAUUAGAGCAAUUGCCGAAAUGGAACCGCCAAAGUCAGUGAAGGAUAUACAGAGGUUGACUGGAAGGGUAACAGCUUUUCAUCGGUUCAUAUCGAAGUCAACAGAUAAGUGCCUACCGUUUUUCAAGAUUAUGAGGUCAGCUACCCAAAAGGAUGAAUCAGCUGAGAAAGCAGCCUUAGCAGUCGACGAGCUGAAGUCUUAUCUUAGCUCACCACCUCUACUGACUAAAGCCAAAGAUGGAGAAAUCCUUUAUUUAUAUCUGGGAAUUUCAGAUGGAGCCAUUAGUUCGGUUCUGAUUCUGCAAAAGCCUGAGUGUUCUGGAAGAUUAAUUAAGUGGGUAGUAGAGCUGGGGGAAUUUGAGAUAACAUUUCAACAGAGAUCUGCAAUCCGAGCUCAGGCACUAGCAGAUUUUAUUGUAGAGUGCACUCCAGGUAAUUCCAUUCCUACUCCGGAACCCAAUGACUGGACCUUAUAUGUUGAUGGGGCAUCUAGUAGCAAAGGUUCAGGAGCUGGUGCCCUCUUGAUCGGCCCAGAUGGAUACCGAAGUGAACAUGCUUUGAAAUUUAACUUCGAUGCAACAAACAACAUGGCUGAGUAUGAAGCCCUGCUACUUGGUCUGCAGCUAGCAUUGGAAUUAAAACUCAGUGCGAUCCAAGUAUACAGUGACUCCCAGCUGGUGGUAAACCAAAUUAACUCAAUUUGCGAAGUUGUUGAUCCUGUGAUGGUGAAAUAUGUAGCUCUGGUGGCCGAGCUUAAGUGCAAAUUCCAGAAAUUCUGUCUGAGCAAAAUCCCUCGAACUGAGAAUGAACAGGCAGAUUCACUCUCUAAAUUCGCCUCUGAUAGUUCUUCACAUUCCAGAUCAAUUUUUGUGGAGGUCUUAGAUGAACCAAGCUUCAUGAAGCCACGGGUGAUGGAGAUCAGCACCGACCCAGGCACACCGAGCUGGACUGACCCAAUCCUCUCCUUCUUACGAGACGGGAUAGUACCUGAGGAUAGGCAGGAGGCAAUGAAGUUAAGGAGGAAAGCAUCUUGGUAUACACUUGUUGAUGGGAUCCUCUAUAAGCGAUCUUUCUCUCAACCUCUUCUACGGUGCUUGAAUCCCUAUGAAGCAGAAUAUGCACUCAGGGAGGUGUAUGAAGGUGUCUGCGGAAGUCACGUGGGUGCUCGGACUUUGGCUCAUAAAGUCCUUAGACAGGAUUACUAUUGGCCCAACAUGUACAAGGAUGCCACUCACUUUGUUCAGAGAUGCUUGAAAUGCCAGUUCUUUGCGCACCUGACUCACCAGCCUGCAGAAGAGCUCACUACUCUGGUAGCACCAUGGCCAUUUGCUCAGUGGGGAUUGGAUCUAUUGGGCCCAUUCGUGAAGGGGGUUGGUGGUGUAACCCACCUGAUUGUCGGUGUAGAUUAUUUCACAAAGUGGGUUGAAACUCGGCCGUUAUCCAAUCUUACUUCCAAGAAGGUUGAAGACUUUGUUUUCAGCUCAAUCAUCUGCAGAUAUGGGAUCCCGAAUCAGAUUGUGGCUGAUAAUGGAACUCAAUUUAACUGCACCUCUUUUCGAGAUUUUUGUUCCAACUACGGGAUUAAACUGCAGUUCACCUCGGUUUACCAUCCGGAGUCCAACGACAUGGUUGAAUCUGUUAACAAGUGCAUCUUAGAAGGUAUAAAGCCGAGGCUGGAACAACACAAGGACAAAUGGGCAGACGAGCUCAACAACGUCCUCUGGGCAUACCGAACUACGAGUCGAACUACCACAGGUGAAACACCCUAUCAUCUGGCCUUUGGUACCGAAGCAGUCAUUCUUAUCGAGAUAGGAGUCCCGAGCUUCAGGGUCACCCAUUUCGAUGAAGGGCAAAAUGGACAACUGCUUCGGGAGAACCUUGAUCUGCUUAAUGACGUUAAAGAAAAAGCACGACUUCAAACUCUAGUCUACAAGAAAGCUGGUCUGACGGGGUUCGAAACUCGAUUCGGCAAGUUAGCACCAAACUGGGAAGGCCCCUACACUGUUUCCGAAGUGCCGCACCUAGGUGCUUAUAUCCUACGGGACACUGAAGGCAAACGGGUUCCCAGGGUAUGGAAUGUCAAUAAUUUGAAGAAAUUCUACCCUUAGUACACUUCUUCCCAGUGAACUUCGUCCUAUUUUCAUAAGCAUCGUCAUUUUUUCUUGCUCACUCUGUAUUCGAGCUCAAUUUACUUAUCUCAUUAAUGAAUUUCACUUCACGUU
Molecule: messenger RNA, 6033 nt
Organism: Rubroshorea leprosula
Lineage: Eukaryota; Viridiplantae; Streptophyta; Magnoliopsida; Malvales; Dipterocarpaceae
Source: the annotation of a GenBank genome assembly